UAGCCAAUCUGCUUGAGCACGUAUAGACGCUUGUAAUUCACCAGCCCCCUUGCUGUCUCGCGCAGUGCUCUCUUUCCCCACACAGCAGUGUUCUUGCUGACUCAGUGCCUUGCUCGCUUUUUUCGCCAAGCACCGAUCAGUAACUGCGACGCACGCUCCCUCCAGUAGCCUAUAGCCCACUUCAGCAGCACCAACGCCGCACAAACCGACAGACAUGGCUAAAACAGCAAUUGCAUACAAAGAGAAGAUGAAGGAGAUUUCUGUCCUAUCUCUCCUCUGCUCCUGCCUGUACCCUGAGGCACGCAAGAACCUGAUGGGAGAGUUCCAAGUAGCAGGCAUGGAGGUGAAGCCCAUCAACAAGCGUGCCUCUGGCCAGGCCUUCGAGGUGAUCCUGAAGCCCCCCUCCCCGAUGUCGGACGCAGCCCACUGUGUCACCUCGCCCCCUAAGAGGGAGGUCUCUCUGGAGGACAUCCAGAAGAAGCUGGAGGCCGCUGAGGACCGGAGGAGAUCCCAGGAGGCCCAGGUUCUCAGGGCCCUUUCAGAGAAGCGGGAGCACGAAAGGGACGUGCUGCUCAAGGCCAUGGAGGAGAACAGCAACUUCAGCAAGAUGGCAGAGGAGAAGCUUACCAUGAAGAUGGAGCAGAUCAAGGAGAACCGCCAGGCCUACCUAGCCUCCAUCAUGGAGCGCCUGCAGGAGAAGGAGAGGCAUGCCCAGGUGGUGCGCAGGAACAAAGAGCUGAGGGAAGAGCUGACAGCGUGAGCAGAUGAGGGGCGCCACCGACCAUCAUACCCCCCUACAGCCACCCUUCCCCCCGACAGCCCCCCCCCCCCCCCCCCCCCCAGAUCCCCCUACUACUACAGCCCCCACAGCAUCAGACAACCCCCCCCCUCCCUUGAGGGAGGAGGAUGACCAACCCACCCACCGCCAGCCCACACCAACAGCGUUAGCAAAUGGGGGGAUCACAAACAAAUAUGAAAAUGUCUCCCACUCCUCCCUAUAAAAGAAUGUGUUUGCUCAAUUUCAAAUGAUGAAAAAGAAAGAAAAGAGAAGCCAACCAAGUGAAAGUGGGUAUUGUUUUUUGUAAAUACUUCCUUUUUUGUUAUAUACAGUAUGAUAAUACAGCUAAAGUAUUGCAGUUUGCGAUUGGAUCAUUUUCUCUAUCUAUGGAUGUACUUUGUUGUGUAGUUUUUCUCAGAACAAAAAACGUUUGCAGUUUCUCUUGUACUAUCAGGCUUCUGUGAUGUUGUGAGUUUGCCAGCUAGCUGACGUGUGUUUGCGGUGGUUAUUUUCUGACCAUGUCUGUGUCUGUGUCUGUGUCUGUGUCGGUCAGUCAGUCAGUAUGGGGAUGAUUAGAAUGCAAGCUGCACAUUGACUCCUGGAAGAGAGACUAGCUAGACUUCAGGAGACUUAUUAUAGCAUUUAUGAGCCGAUUUUCUCCUGUCUGUCUGUCUGAUCCCCCACUCUCUUACAUACAGUUGUACAUUCACACACACACAUGCACGCUCACACACACACAUACUCUCAAACACACUUACACACACACACACACAUUUUGAGAAAUUUGGCAAACAUGACACGUCGCUCAAGAGGAGCUUGCUAAAUUCUGUCAGUUGGGCAUUGCAGAGGUCACAUGACAUCCCUGGCUCAUACCAUGAUGUCACAGAGGGGUGUUAUGAUCCUUCCUGGUUCCCAAGACCCCCUGCGUCCCCUGUCAAUCACUCUCUCAGCAUGUAUGUACCAUCUUAGACAUGUAGAUAAUGUAAUCGUGCCUAGAAUGCUACAAACUCAUAUAGCGGCUAACAUAGAGGCAAUGGUAGAUCCAUAAGUUACAUCCAUGUCCUGCAAGCUUAUGUGCCCUCUCAUUUCUUUCACGUCGUACCAGAGAGGAACCAAUGCCAAAUGCUACUAGGAAGGUUUCACACUAUAUAUGGAGAAUCGUAGAAUAACUCUCGCACUAUGGAGAAUGAAUCAUUGUACCUUCUUCUUAGUAUUUAAACAGCUUUUAACUGGGUACAGCAGACAAUGGCAUACGAAGGGCAUAAACAGCUAAAGUGGGCAACAUGUAAGCCAAUCAACACAUAGACUUCAAAUAACAGUUAGAUGAUGUUAGAUGUGUUAACAUGACAAAGGAAGACAGUGGCCAUCUGCAAAGGGUGCAUGCAAGUGUAUACAGGUCGUGUGUGUGUGUGUGUGUGUGUGUGUGUGUGUGUGUUUCAGGAGGGGUGGGUGGAUUGUGUGUGCGUGUGUGAUGGGGAGCACAGGGAGCACAGCCAGGAGGUUGGAGCUGUAUAUCUGACCAUCGGUCACAUACUGAUGACAUCACAGCGUCCUGUCCAUGGUGAUGAAUCUGCCUGCCUCUCUCUCUUCCUGUUUGUGUUUCCCCCCUCCGCAUAUAUCUUUGUGAGCAACCUGUGGUUAAUAAAGGUUUGGGGUUCUGUGAAUGA
This is a messenger RNA of Oncorhynchus mykiss (rainbow trout), 2445 nucleotides long. RefSeq names its product stathmin-2. The record is from RefSeq and is a predicted model, not a curated record. Gene Ontology annotation, cellular component: growth cone; cytoplasm; neuron projection. Gene Ontology annotation, molecular function: tubulin binding. NCBI's taxonomy places the organism in Eukaryota, Metazoa, Chordata, Actinopteri, Salmoniformes, Salmonidae. Gene Ontology annotation, biological process: regulation of microtubule polymerization or depolymerization; neuron projection development; microtubule depolymerization.